Sapajus apella (tufted capuchin) is the source of this 2211-nucleotide messenger RNA. RefSeq names its product NHL repeat containing E3 ubiquitin protein ligase 1 (gene NHLRC1). Lineage: Eukaryota; Metazoa; Chordata; Mammalia; Primates; Cebidae. Gene Ontology annotation, biological process: negative regulation of translation; protein polyubiquitination; proteasome-mediated ubiquitin-dependent protein catabolic process. The record is from RefSeq and is a predicted model, not a curated record. The transcript has a single exon. Gene Ontology annotation, molecular function: ubiquitin protein ligase activity; protein binding; translation repressor activity. The coding region runs from base 79 to 1266 and encodes 395 amino acids.
UGACCGUGACUGUGACCGUGACCGAGGGCGUCGCUGGGGCACGGCCGGGCGGCGCCGCGGGAGUGUGCAGGACCCGCCAUGGGGGCCGAAGCCUCGGGGAGCCGGCCGGAGCUGCAGGAGCUCAUGCGCGAGGCGGAGAUCAGCCUGCUCGAGUGCAAGGUGUGCUUUGAGAGGUUUGGCCACCGGCAGCAGCGGCGCCCACGCAAUCUGUCCUGCGGCCACGUGGUCUGCCUGGCCUGCGUGGCCGCCCUGGCGCACCCGCGCACGCUGGCCCUCGAGUGCCCAUUCUGCAGGCGAGCCUGCCGGGGCUGCGACACCAGCGACUGCCUGCCGGUGCUGCACCUCAUAGAGCUCCUGGGCUCGGCGCUUCGCCAGUCCCCGGCCGCCCACCGCGCCGCCCCCAGCGCCCCCGGAGCCCUCACCUGCCACCACGCCUUCGGCGGCUGGGGGACUCUGGUCAACCCCACCGGACUGGCGCUUUGUCCCAAGACGGGGCGGGUCGUGGUGGUGCACGACGGCAAGAGACGUGUCAAGAUUUUUGACUCCGGGGGAGGAUGCGCGCAUCAGUUUGGAGAGAAGGGGGACGCUGCCCAAGACAUUAGGUACCCUGUGGAUGUCACCGUCACCAACGACUGCCAUGUGGUUGUCACUGACGCGGGAGAUCGCUCCAUCAAAGUGUUUGACUUUUUUGGCCAGAUCAAGCUUGUCAUUGGAGACCAAUUCUCCUUACCGUGGGGUGUGGAGACCACCCCUCAGAAUGGGAUUGUGGUAACUGAUGCGGAGGCAGGGUCCCUGCACCUCUUGGACGUCGACUUCGCCGAAGGGGUCCUUCGGAGAACUGAAAGGUUGCAAGCUCAUCUGUGCAAUCCCCGUGGGGUGGCAGUGUCUUGGCUCACCGGGGCCAUUGCAGUCCUCGAGCACCCCCUGGCCCUGGGGAGUAGGGUCUGCAGCACCAGGGUGAAAGUGUUUAGCUCAAGUAUGCAGCUUGUUAGCCAGGUGGAUACCUUUGGGCUGAGCCUCUAUUUUCCCUCCAAAAUAACUGCCUCAGCUGUAACCUUUGAUCACCAGGGAAACGUGAUUGUUGCAGAUACAUCUGGUCCAGCUAUCCUUUGCUUAGGAAAACCUGAGGAGUUUCCAGUACCAAAGCCCAUGGUCACUCACGGUCUUUCUCAUCCUGUGGCUCUUACCUUCACCAAGGAGAAUUCUCUUCUUGUGCUGGACACAGCAUCUCAUUCUAUAAAAAUCUACAAAGUUGACUGGGGGUGAUGGGCUGGGGUGGGGCUCUAGAAUAAAAAGCACUAGUGCUGCCAUUAAUGAAUUGUUUAAUCCUGGGUAAGUCACUUAAACUCAUCUAUCCAGACAGGGAUAAUUAAAACUGUCUGGCAGACUUACAAAGCUGGAGACAAUUAUUAGAGAUUAAUCUACCAUUUAUUGAAUGCAUACUCUCUGUGCAAGGAAAUUUGCAAAUAUUAGUUUAUUUAAUCCAUGCUAUCCAGUGAGGUAAUUUUUUUUUUUUUUUCUGAGAUAUAGUCAAGCUCUGUCACCGAGGUUGGAGUGCAGUAAUAUGAUCACAGUUCACUACAGUUUCAACUUCCCUGGGUCAGGUGAUCCUUCCACCUCAGCCUCCCAAGUAGCUGAGACCAAAGGCGUGCACUACCACACCAGCCAAUUUUUGUAUUUUAGUAAAGAUGGGGUUUUACCCUCUUGCCCAGGCUGGUCUCAAACUCCUGAGCUCAAGCAAUCCACCUUCCUCAGUCUCCCAAAGUACUAAGAUUAUGGGCAUAGCCACCUUGCCCAGCCAUAAUUUUUAUUAGUAAUCUCAUUGCACAAGUGAGAAAACUGACACCCAGAGAGCUUAAGUGACUUCCCCAGGCCACAGUUACUUACUGCAAUAGUCACAAUUUGAAUUCAAUUCUGACUCCAAAUAAAUUGCCCUUAAAUAAGAUAACAGACGCAGGGGGGAAAUAUGUGAAUGUAUAGUGUUACUAUGUGUACUCUCUUUACAAGUAGCUAAUUAUUCUAUCACAAAGAUGUGCAAAGAGGGAGACUUUAUGGAGAGUUCAGGAGAAAAAGGAUUUUGUGGUGGGCAUCGCUUUCAUUCCACUUGCAACUGCCCUGAUGGCACAUUAGAUGAAGUUACUAUUGAUCCUGAGUUACAUGAAUAAGAAAAACAAUUGAACUACUUAUUAAAAAGAUAAACAUGUCUUUUAA